AAAAGCGAUAUCCCCGCGAAAUAUUAAACGAAAUUGUUAAAAAUCGUACAGUAUCGAUUGAGUGUCUGAUUGGUUAAACCAGUGCUUAACGCAAGUAUGGCCGCUUUGCCGUCACCUACGCAGGUGGCUGGAUGCCAUACUGCAAUAUAUGAAGCUUAUUAUAAUCAGAUUGAUCCAAAUGGAUAUGGACGAAUUGAGGCAAUGGAUGCUGCAAGAUUUCUUAAGAAAUCCCAGUUGAGUGAUGUUAUUCUGAGUAAAAUAUGGGAUAUGGCUGAUCCACAAUCGAGAGGUUCUUUAGAUAAAUCUGGCUUGUUUGUUGCACUCAAAUUAUGUGCAUUGGCACAAACAGGAAAGGAUUUGAAUAUAUCUAAUCUAAGUCUAGAAUUGCCACCACCGAAGAUGGGAGACAUUCCAGUCAUUCCACAGAAGACUAUGACUAAUGCUUUGCCUGUAAUAACAUCUGUCAAUAAUGGAGAUUGGUCAAUUAAUCCUACAGAACGAGCGAAAUACGAUCAGCUUUUUGAUAGCUUACAGCCAUCUAAUGGUUACAUAUCUGGAAAUAAAGUAAAAGGUGUUCUUAUGGAUAGCAAACUUCCCUUGGAUACUCUUGGUAAGAUUUGGGACUUGGCAGACAUGGACAAGGAUGGUAUGCUGGAUAGACACGAAUUUGUAGUUGCUAUGCAUCUUGUAUAUAAAGCAUUGGAAAAAUAUGCGAUACCAAGUGUACUUCCACCAGAAUUAAUGCCGCCUAAUAAAAGGAAAGACAUUAUUAUCUCUAAGACUAAGUCUCCUACACUGAUAGGCAUGGCAGUUACUGCACCACCGUCAUCGCAAUCACAAGCACCACCCUUAUCAAAUACGACGACCGUUAAGAGCUUGACUGGAUUAGAUGCUGUAAAAACAAGCGCGCAACAUUGGGUAGUUUCGGCUGAAGAUCAAAUAGCUGCGGAAAAGUUAUUUUUACAAGCUGACAUGGACAGAGAUGGAUUUGUCUCUGGUUUAGAAAUCAAGGAUGUCUUCCUACAAAGUGGACUUCCACAUUCUGUAUUAGCCCAUAUAUGGAGUUUAUGCGAUAUUUGUCAAAGUGGAAAAUUAAAUAAAGAACAAUUUGCCAUAGCCAUGUGGCUUAUCAAGCAGAAACUCAACGGUAUAGAUCCUCCGACAAGUUUAACUCCUGAAAUGAUACCGCCUUCUAUACGGAAAGUUGGGGAAACUAUUGUGGAAAACAAUAACAUAUCAGGCUAUUCGAAUCCAGAGUUGGAUAUGAUAAGUAAAGACAUAGCGGAACUUGUACGUGAAAGACAAAGUAUGGAACAGGAUAUUGCGCAAAAGGAAGCCGAUAUUAAGAUAAAAAAUGGAGAAAUCAAAAGUCUUCAAAGCGAAUUGGAUACGCUUGCGGCAACAUUGAAGCAACUUGGAAAUCAGAAGGGUGAGGCACAGAAGAGAUUGAACGACUUAAAAGCCCAGAAGACUGAAGUAGAUAGAGAUUUGAAUGAGGUCGAAGAGAAGAUUCAAAAGGAACAGAAGAAGGUCGAUAAACUUCGCCAACAAGCUGAAGAACAAGAAUCGGUGCUGCGGAGUCAAGAAGAAGAGUUGAACUUCAAGAGACAAGAACUUGAAGGACUGCGACAAGAGGAGCAGCAAUUAGAACAGCAACAGAAUAAAAAUAGGGACCAGCUAAAUGAAUUGACGAAGAAAUUGCAAAAUACUCAGUUAGAAAUCUGUCAAGCGAAGGCUAAAAUUACUCAUUUACAAGAACAGCAGCGUCAGAUGAGUGAUGCAAUUGCACUUUAUGAUUCUGCACUCGCUGCAGGAGAUGUCAAUCUUGUACCUGAUACUAGUCUGCAGUUUGUACCAGAGAUUGAAGAUAUAGAAUAUGAAACAACUAAGAGUGCAGAUGAAGCGAAUGAAAUGAAAACGGAUACAACUGGAACUAGCACUUUAAACGGAUUUGGAGAUCAAGAUCCUUUUGCAUUGAAUAAAGCCAAAGAAACAUUUAGCGCACCGAUAUCCGAUCCAUUUGGAAGUGCGUUUUCUGCGCAGCAAUCUAAUAAUUUUACAGCAGAUCCUUUUACUGCGUUCGAUAAUACCAAUAUGGUAAAGCAAGAUCCUUUUGAUCCAUUUGAUAAUGGAAAGCGAGCUGAGAAUAAAACGUCUACAACUACAUUGAACGCAAAAGAUCCAUUUGGAGAAGAUCCAUUUGCCAAUCUUCAUGCUCCUCCUCGUCCCGAGAGCCCUAGUCCCGCU
This is a messenger RNA of Acromyrmex echinatior (Panamanian leafcutter ant), 2247 nucleotides long. RefSeq names its product Epidermal growth factor receptor pathway substrate 15 (gene Eps-15). The record is from RefSeq and is a predicted model, not a curated record. Lineage: Eukaryota; Metazoa; Arthropoda; Insecta; Hymenoptera; Formicidae. Gene Ontology annotation, molecular function: cadherin binding; calcium ion binding. Gene Ontology annotation, cellular component: clathrin coat of coated pit; plasma membrane; cytoplasm. Gene Ontology annotation, biological process: endocytosis; endosomal transport.